AUGGUAUCCCACCUAAACUUCUCAAUCUUAUCAAAGCUUAUUACUGCUCAACAAGAUCCCGUGUAUGGUGAAGUAUCGGAACCCUUUGAAAUACGGUCUGGCGUUCAGCAGAGAUGUGUUCUUUCGCCAACUCUUUUCAAUUAUGCCAUCGACUGGUUCACCACAAAUGCAUUAAGGGAGUUCCCCGGUAUCACUGUUGGUCACAACUUUUCCGACAAGGAUCUAGACUACACAGAUGACAUUGCGAUACUUGGUGAAACAUUUGCUGACAUCCAGUUUGCUAUUAAUGAGCUCCAGCAUGUUGCAUCGCAGAUUGGUAUAAAAGUCAAGGCCUUGAAGACCAAAAUCCUCACAGCCGGCUUUGCCCCACCAGACAAAAUACCCAUUGUCCUCAAUGGUGAUAUUCUCGAAGAGGUUGAGAGUUUCAAAUACCUUGGUGCCAUCAUUAUAUCUACAGAUCAAGGUGAGGCUGACAUUAAAAUACGAAUUGACCUCGCUUGCCAAACCUUCAACCGACUCAAUGCAUGA
Messenger RNA from Octopus sinensis (East Asian common octopus), 528 nucleotides. RefSeq lists its product as uncharacterized. The coding region runs from base 1 to 528 and encodes 175 amino acids. The transcript has a single exon. Lineage: Eukaryota; Metazoa; Mollusca; Cephalopoda; Octopoda; Octopodidae. The record is from RefSeq and is a predicted model, not a curated record.